UGAGUAGAAAGCAAUCUACCGCAGUGGUCCAUCUCACCAAAAAAAGGGCGGGGGCUUUAGAAUCGCCCUCCGGUUACCAGACUGUAAUGUUACCUAUCUACAGUAGGUCUGUGUAAAAUCAUGGUUCUGAAAACGCGCAUUAGGACCCAGAGGAAAAUCGGUGUUGCUGUCUGGCUGCUGCACACCACACACACACACACACACACGCUCCACACGCACAUAGUGGCGCCCACUAGCUCGAGGCGUAGGGCGCGCACUUCCCCCGCUGCAGCCAUGCUGUCGGUUUGGUUCAAAUCACAGAGCAGCCUCCGUCAACACAGAUGCCCUGGCUCCUUGUCGCUAGGUGGACGAUAGACUUUGGCAGGAAGGCUGACUCGGCGUCGCUUUUGCGGAGUCCUUUCCCCUAUCUAUCACCAGAGGUUGGCGGCGGCUGCUGGGCUGGGGUCUGCUGCGCAUGCGAGGUUGUUGCCGGGCAGGGGGAGACUGGAGCGCGAGAGGCCACUUCCACCGGGUGACAACGAGAGCUCGUGAGAUGUAUUCGUGUUGCCAAGAGGCUGGGGGUUGAACACGGCUUGUUUUGACUGACGAUGAUGCCUACUGUCAUCAAUCACCCUGGAAGAUAAUCCACUCGGAUUUGCUGUUUUGCGGAGGGCGUGUGUGUGCAGCCAUCGCAGUUCCCUAAUUUCAGGGGUGUGUGUGUUGUUGUGUGUGCUGUCUGUUGUGCGCGAGUCGGCUGUGACGUAUUACUUUGUGGACCAGCCCACUCUAGCGGACGGAACAGGUGGCGCGUGGUUGGCUCUCUUCUAUUGUAUCGGGUUUGGUUUUAGAUCAUGCUCCCGGCUGGCUGGCUAUCGCCAAAACGUCGCUCGAGGAAGGAGAAUAACGGGCGCUAACGUGGCGUGCACAUUCGUGUUCGUGCGGUGAGCUUCUUGAUCACUUCUCUGCCAGACAAGCUCAUGCUCGCAGACCACCACUGACGACCCCCAAAGGAUCCGGGCAAUCCUGACCGGUGUCCUGUGAGCGAGACUAGACUAGACAUGGCGCUGGGCCGAGGAACCAUAGAACUGGAGCACUUCGACGAGCGAGACAAGACGCAUCGCUCCUCUCGCGCGGUCGACAAAGGUUCCGAGUGCGGCUCGCGGGCCAGCAGCGUGGUUCCGAGCCCCGCGCAUAGCGCCAAUUGUAGCUUCUACCGCACGCGCACCCUCCAGACCCUCAGCUCAGAGAAGCGGGCCAAGAAAGUGCGUUUCUACCGGAAUGGAGACCGCUGCUUCAAGGGGCUGGUGUACGCCGUGUCCGGGGACCGGUGCCGGUCCUUCGAUACACUCUUGGCCGAACUGACACGCUCACUGGCGGACAACCUCUAUCUACCGCAGGGGGUCCGCACAAUUUACAGCUUGGACGGAGGCAAGAAAGUGACGAGCUUGGACGACCUCCUGGAAGGCGAGAGCUAUGUGUGCGCCUCCAACCAGCCCUACCGCAAGGUGGAGUACUCCAGCGUCGCCCCUCCCAGCUGGGGCUCCCGCAAGGCAGGCACCAGCACUGGGCCCGGAGCAGGGGGCGGCGGAGGAGGAGGAGGCACCCAGGCCCGGGGAGCAGGCCCUGGUCCAGGGUCAGGCUUGGUCGGGGCCGGGGCUGGGGUUGGAGGGUCCAGGGAGAGCCGGGACUUUGUGCGGCCCAAGUUGGUGACGGUCGUGCGGGGAGGAACCAGGCCGCGCAGGGCGGUGAGGAUUCUGCUGAACCGGAAGACGGCUCACUCCUUCAGUCAAGUGCUGUCGGAUAUCAACAACGCCUUCAAGCUGGAGGCCGGGGCCAUACGCAAGCUGUACACACUGGAUGGCAAGCAGCUAACGUGUCUGCAAGACUUCUUCGGGGAUGACGAUGUGUUUGUGGCCUGUGGCAUGGAGAAGUUCCGGGUGCAGGACGACUUUGUCAUGGGCAGCAAACCCUCACGCAGCUUUGUCAAUGAACUGAAAUCAUCUCGAGCACUGAAGCCCAAGACCUCUGGAUCAUCAUCCAGUGUGAAAGGCAUGGAGACCCCUGGACCACAGGGAUCAUCUGUAAGGUCAAAGACCCCGACCAGCCCUGGGAGUCAACGCAAUGUCAAGCUCUCCACCCGCUCCUCUUCUCGCCAAGACACCAAGGAGGCUGAAGAGGCUGAAGCAGACUCAGAGGUGUCCCCUCUCAUCUCGGAGCGGUAUGAAGUGGGCCGGGUGAUCGGAGAUGGCAACUUUGCUGUGGUCAAGGAGUGCGUGGAGAGGUCUACAGGGCAUGAAUAUGCACUGAAAAUCAUUGACAAGGCCAAGUGCAGUGGCAAGGAGCACUUGAUAGCCAAUGAGGUUGCGAUCCUGCGGCGGGUGCGGCACCCAAGCAUCAUCAUGCUGAUCGAGGAGGUGGACACGGCCAGCCACCUAUACCUGGUCAUGGAGCUCGUUAAGGGUGGGGACUUGUUUGAUGCCAUCACGUCCUCCACUAAGUACAGCGAGUGUGAGGCCAGUGCCAUGCUCUUCAACCUGAGUGCUGCCCUUAAGUACCUGCACCAACUCAGCAUCGUACACCGAGACAUCAAGCCAGAGAACCUUCUGGUGUGUGAGUAUCCGGACGGCACUAAGUCUCUAAAGCUGGGUGACUUUGGCCUGGCCACAGUGGUGGAUAAGCCGCUCUACACCGUCUGCGGAACACCCACCUACGUAGCACCGGAGAUCAUCGCAGAGACCGGGUAUGGUCUGAAAGUGGACAUCUGGGCUGCUGGCGUCAUCACCUAUAUCCUGCUGUGUGGUUUUCCGCCCUUCCGCUCCGAGAGGAACCAGCAGGACGAGCUGUUCCAGAAGAUUCUAGAGGGACGCCUGGAAUUCCCCACACCUUACUGGGAUAAUAUUAGUGGAUCGGCUAAGGAUCUUAUUGGUCGAAUGCUGCAAGUUACCGUUGGCAAUCGUUACAGUGCAGAAGAAGUGCUGUCCCACCCGUGGGUGCUGGAUGAAUCUGAAAAUAAUGUGAAGUCACCUGAUGAGUUGGACAACAACACAGUAGGGGGGACAGAGUCUGACCAUCUGAAUGACAAUGGUAGGUCCUGUCCUGUCCAUGCAUGGCAACCACAAGCAUUCUCUCUCCCCCUUUACCCACGGUCUUCUGUCGAGAUGAGCUGUCGGUUGAGAUGAGCUACUACUAGGCGGUUU
Messenger RNA from Engraulis encrasicolus (European anchovy), 3176 nucleotides. RefSeq names its product serine/threonine-protein kinase DCLK2-like. The coding region runs from base 1038 to 3158 and encodes 706 amino acids. Gene Ontology annotation, molecular function: ATP binding; protein kinase activity. NCBI's taxonomy places the organism in Eukaryota, Metazoa, Chordata, Actinopteri, Clupeiformes, Engraulidae. Gene Ontology annotation, cellular component: microtubule cytoskeleton. The record is from RefSeq and is a predicted model, not a curated record. The transcript has 15 exons. Gene Ontology annotation, biological process: intracellular signal transduction; protein phosphorylation.